This is a messenger RNA of Nematocida homosporus, 1371 nucleotides long. Its product is annotated as signal recognition particle receptor subunit alpha. The record is from RefSeq and is a predicted model, not a curated record. The coding region runs from base 1 to 1371 and encodes 456 amino acids. Gene Ontology annotation, biological process: SRP-dependent cotranslational protein targeting to membrane. Gene Ontology annotation, molecular function: GTP binding; GTPase activity; ATP hydrolysis activity. Lineage: Eukaryota; Fungi; Microsporidia. Gene Ontology annotation, cellular component: endoplasmic reticulum membrane. The transcript has a single exon.
AUGCAGAAACACAAGUUGGUAUUUGGAGUUGUUUUUAGUCGUGGUGGAAUUAUCCGAUGUGAAUUUGGUAAAGAACCAGUCUAUUUAAAACAGUUUAUUGAAAGAAUGCCGUUAAGUAGUACUGUAGGCACAAUUCAGGUAAGAGAUGAGAGUGUUUCUUAUGUAUCUGGAGUUAAGAAUGUAUAUCUAGUUGUGUAUAAGAACCGCGAAAUUGAAAGGGAAGUAGUUGACGUAUUAGAAAGGACUAAAGAAGAGAUGGAGAGUAGUAAAGAUGGCCGAAUUCCUGCUGGAAUCUUUAAAGAUGAAGAUAGUAUUGGUAAUGGUAGAGAUAGUAUUGGUAAUGGUAGAGAUAGUAUUGGUGUUAGUAGAGAUAGUAUUGGCAAUAGUAGUAUUAUGCGUAAUAGUAGAGAAGAAAAGGUAGAUGAAGAUUCAGAUCCAGAAGAAGAAAGUCCUGGGUGGGCGCAAUGGAGUCGGCCAAGAAGACUAAUGGAGUACUGGAGUGGUAAGCAGGUGAGUGAACGGGAUUUACGCGAUCAUUUACUGGGUAGGAAUGUUCCCAUGAAUUUAAGCCAAAAAAUAGCUAAGGAGACUUUGGAGUUUGCUAAGGAUGAUAUUAGUGACUUGACUGAAAAAGAUAAGAUUAGAAAAGGUCUUAAGAAAACAUUAGCACAAUUAGUGCCUAUCUUAUCUCCUGAAAGUAUUAUAAGUGAAAUAUCUCAACGUAAACAGAGCGGUAAAGGUCCUUAUGUUUUCUGUCUAGUUGGUGUAAAUGGAGUAGGUAAAUCAACAACUUUAUCUAAGCUUUGUUUGUGGUUGUUAAAGAAUAACUUUAGAGUUUGUGUAGCGGCUUGUGAUGGGUUCCGUAGUGGAGCGAUUGAGCAAUUGCGUAAAUAUGUUGAUAGAUACAAGACUAGAGGUCAUGCUAUUUCUCUUUUUGAACGUGGUUAUGGGAAGGACGAGUCAAAUAUUGCUAAUCAGGCGAUUAGAUUUGGAAAUGAGAAUAAUUUUGAUGUCGUGCUAAUUGAUACGUGUGGGCGUAUGCCGAGUAAUCAGAGUUCAAUGACUUCUCUUUCUAAAAUGAUUCGAGUUAAUCGGCCUAAUAAGGUGCUUUAUAUUGGUGAGGCUUUAGUGGGUUCAGACUCGAUUGAGCAAGUUCGUACUUUUAAUGCUUAUGUGGAGAAAGCUAGUGUUGGUAAGGCUAUUGAUGGGAUUGUGGUUACUAAAUGUGACACGGUGGAUGAGAAAGUUGGCACAAUAAUAAGUUUGGCCCAUACAGUACACAGACCGGUCGUUUUUAUUGGAGUGGGCCAGAAGAAUGUUGAUUUGUUGCCCUUUAGUCUUGAUGGCUUAUGCACAGCCCUUUAUAUGUAA